Leptopilina heterotoma is the source of this 1517-nucleotide messenger RNA. It is a transcript of the gene spz5, whose product is annotated as protein spaetzle 5-like. Bases 403 to 1407 code for a protein of 334 amino acids. The record is from RefSeq and is a predicted model, not a curated record. Lineage: Eukaryota; Metazoa; Arthropoda; Insecta; Hymenoptera; Figitidae. Gene Ontology annotation, biological process: central nervous system formation; regulation of Toll signaling pathway; innate immune response. Gene Ontology annotation, molecular function: Toll binding; growth factor activity. The transcript is spliced from 7 exons. Gene Ontology annotation, cellular component: extracellular region.
GCAAAUCGUUUCGGACCCGGGACCAGGCAACGUCUGCCAAAAAAAAAUAAAGUUUACUUUCAAAUUCUCUAACCUUUAUAUUUCAAUAUACACGUGAUUCGCUAACAUUUUUUUAAAGUUUAAAAAAGUUCAAAAAUUUUAAAUUGAUAAAAUUUUUUUUUUUUUUAUAUAAAAAGAUUUAUUACGAAAUUAAAUGAAAGAUAAAGAAAAAAAAGUUGCUUUUCUAAACUUGCAAGUAACUUGGGAGAGUAUUAUAAAAGUGGAUGUUUAAUUUCAUUCAUACUCGAGUAUUUGAACCCAACUCUCUUUGGGAGCGUGGGACAUUUUAUAUAAUUAACAGUGAUUGUUUGCCGUAUUUUUUUUUUCUAAUAGACACACAGAAGUCUGAAUGCAAUUUCUAAGAUGUUUGUAUCAUUUACUAGUUUUAUUUUAACGAUAAGUCUACUAAGUAUUGAAUGUGAGGGAUGUACAGAUUAUGGUUGUCCCUUGGGACCACCAAUUUACGAACCAUUUCUACCGGCUGCUCCGGGCAAUACUCCACAUUGCGCGCAACCAGGACAAACAUUUUGCGAAAAUUUAGAUCACUAUCCACAGCAGCUUAUAAAUUUUCUCGUCGAAAAAUGCACGUUCGAUUUCAAAACUAUUCUCAAAGAUGAAUCAUCAGAUGAUUUCAAUUCCUAUAGGAAAGUACCAAAUUAUAAUCGAGGUUAUGAAUAUAAUAGACCGUCUCAAGGUUUCUCGCAAAAUUUACCCUUAUUAAAGGAACAUCAAUUUCGUCAACCAGCCUUAGUUUAUGGAACGCCGUUUAAUUCUACUUUUCAAACAAGAACACACCAGACCGAACCCAAUAGAAAUCCGUUCAUACUCCCCACCACUUUUACGGAAAAUCGUCAACAAUUUCGACAAAAAUCCGAAAUUAUGUCAAACAAAUAUUAUCAGCCUUUAGAUCCACUGAAUUUAAGUCAAAGUUUCUGGAUAAAUAGAUUCACACGUGAAAAUGAUAUGGAUCUAUUGUCACGGACACGUCGUAAAAAUCCCCUUUUGGAAUUUGUCAACAAAAAAAAUGUUGAACGCAAAAAAAGACAAGACAGUAAUGCAAUUUCAAUUUGCCCGACAACAACAAAAUUUGUUUAUCCACGAGCCGCACUCAAUAAUCAGGGGAAUUGGAUGUACAUUGUUAAUACCGAAGAAAUCACGAAAAAGCAUUCACAAAUUAUCAGAAGCGAAGUUUGCGAAACCGAUACGUGUAAUGAAUUAUGUACACUUCCAAUUGGUUACACGAGCAGAUGUGCGCAACAAUACGUGCAAAAAAGACUCGUCGCUCUUGAGGGAAGUGGCGAUCGUUUAUACACGGAUAUUUUUUGGUUUCCACACGGUUGCAUGUGUCAAGUAGUGGCAGAAUUUUAAAUUCUUUUUUUUUUGCUUUUAAUGAAAGGCUGUUUUUUUUGUCACGCUGCUCUUUUUUUUCCUUUUUUUGUUCUCAUUCAUUUUUCAUCCAACUAGCGGCAAGUAAUUAA